Impatiens glandulifera is the source of this 852-nucleotide messenger RNA. RefSeq lists its product as uncharacterized. Bases 103 to 831 code for a protein of 242 amino acids. Gene Ontology annotation, biological process: rRNA base methylation. NCBI's taxonomy places the organism in Eukaryota, Viridiplantae, Streptophyta, Magnoliopsida, Ericales, Balsaminaceae. Gene Ontology annotation, cellular component: cytoplasm. The transcript is spliced from 3 exons. Gene Ontology annotation, molecular function: rRNA (uridine-N3-)-methyltransferase activity. The record is from RefSeq and is a predicted model, not a curated record.
AACAUGUACUUCUCUUUCUACUACUUCAGAAAACAAAUUACUCAUGACGAUUGGUUCCUCGAUGUCCAAUGGCAAUAACUAAAAUCAGUAUAUAUUGCUGAAAUGGGGCAGAUUCUUUCGUAUAUAUGGGGUGAAGCCAAGAAACCUGAAUCUCACACAUAUCCAAGCGGAGGCUACAGUUUCAAUGACCUGAGAAGGAAAAAGGAGAUUGUUUGGUGUAAGCAUUACAACAAUGAACAAAGGAUACUGUUAGUUGGGGAAGGAGAUUUCUCAUUCUCUGCUUGCUUAGCUGUGGUUUUUGGUUCCUCUUCUUCUAACAUAACCGCUACUUCUUUGAAUUCUAUUGAGUUCUUGCACCGUAACUAUAGAAAUGCCAUAGCAAAUAUCCAGAAGUUGACAAGCAGAGGUGCAACCGUCAUGCAUCGUGUGGACGCUACAACCAUGUCCAGUCAUUCAUUUCUGAGGCUCAUCAAAUAUGAUCGCAUAAUCUAUAACUUCCCUUUUUACGGGUUUAGGCGCAGAAAUGAAACACGUGAAUCCAAUUUACAGAAACAUAGAGAACUGGUUAGAGGGUUCUUGUGGAAUGCGAAAAAGAUGUUACAGGAGGAUGGAGAAAUACACAUUUCACACAAGACUAAUGGUUUUCAUUUGGAGUGGAAUGUUAAGGAAUUGGCAUCGUUAGAAGGUCUUUGUCUGCUUCGCCAAGUAAAAUUUAAUUUAAAUGAUUAUCCUGGUUAUGAGACCAAGUAUGGCUUUGGGGGUGAUAAGAACUUUGAUUGUAAUCCCAGUAUGACUUACAUUUGGAGAAUUGCUUCAACUGGGCCUCAUUAAUUAGCUGCAUUUAUUUGGUUU